Molecule: messenger RNA, 3612 nt
Organism: Cataglyphis hispanica
Lineage: Eukaryota; Metazoa; Arthropoda; Insecta; Hymenoptera; Formicidae
Product: glycosaminoglycan xylosylkinase
Exons: 6
Coding region: 351-1769 (472 amino acids)
Biological process (GO): protein phosphorylation
Cellular component (GO): Golgi apparatus
Molecular function (GO): phosphotransferase activity, alcohol group as acceptor
Source: RefSeq, a predicted model, not a curated record
AGCCAACUGUGGCGCGGCUUGAUGAAGUGGCGAGUAAAAAUGGCGACGAUGUUCGGACACGGAUGAAGACUGAAGCUGAGGAAUGCGAAAAGUCAACGAACCAUGAGGCACUUGUCACCAGAUGACAGCGUGACAAGGUGAAAAAGUGAUCGAAAAGCUAAAGUUAAAGUAUUCAUUACCCGAAUGGAUUCACUGAACGCAUCAAUAUCGAUUCUCGCUUAUAUGCUAUGCGCGAAUAAAAUUCAGAAUUUUUAUCGCUCAAGUUUUAGUGUUUAUGUUGUGUUGGACUAUUAUAUCCACAAUUAUGAUUUUGAUGGAGCGAGAAGACGUUCACUUAAUUAUAAUUAACGAUGAUUGGUCGACGUUGCGCUUUUCUCGCUCUAAGCGUCCUCCUAACAUUAGUUCUCAGCGUAAACAUCUAUUUUAUCCGGAUGAUUGUCGAGAGUUCUUCCUCCUCCUCACAGAGGAAGAUGGCCUAUUCCAGAAAUAUACCAGAACCAAAAUCUCGGCAAGACUCUUUCACAGACUCUUCACACUCCAAUGAGAAGGAUCUGCAAGAUCGACCACAGUUGAGAUUGAUUGCAAAGGAUAUUAAUGAGAAGAUCAAGGAAGAUAUUCGCACACUACCCUCCAAGUAUUUUAAACAAAAUACCAGCUAUACACUUGUUCUGGAACGACUAUUGACCGAGUUGAAGAUAAUGUCAAACGUUCGCGAGGAUAUCUGGAAUAUUCCUAAUAACAAUUGGCCGGAUGCACAUCAUCUGAUUCCCCCAGCAGCUCCGGAAUUAGGGACUAUCCUGGAGGUCUUGCGGAGGUCCAAAGUAGUUCGUGCCGAUAAUGCUCCAUUGGGUACUCAGCUGAAACUCAUGCUUAAUCUGGAAAAUGAUGUAAAAGCAUUAUUUAAACCGCAAUGGUAUUCCAGAGAUGCUAUUAUACAUGGACCAGUGUAUCACGGCAAAGAUAGACACAAUGCUGAAGUAGUGGCUUUUUAUUUAUCAUCCUUGUUAGCAUUGCGAAGAGUACCUCUCACCGUUAUACGAAAACUUAAUCUGACAAAGGAAGUUCGCAACUGUGCGACGCCAGCAUUAUAUACAACUAUGUAUCAAAAGGGUAAUAAUACGUGCCUAUAUGGUAUUUGCCAUUAUUGUUCUCCGGUUGAUCCCGUUUGCGGAUCGGGGGAUAUACUUGAAGGUGCCCUCAUUUUUUGGCUUCCGCGAUAUUUAAGACUGGUCAAACACCGUCAUCCUUGGCAACGAACGUACAAAAAAAAUAAACUCGCUGCAUGGGAAGUUGACGAGGCUUACUGUGAUAAGGUAAUGGAUUCUAAGACUUAUUCGCCACAAUCGUCUAGCAGACUGUUGGACUUGAUCGAUACGGCAAUCUUCGACUUUCUCAUGGACAAUGGCGAUCGUCACCAUUAUGAACUUGCGCAAAAUAAUUUUCAUAAUCCCGCAGUGCUAUUAAUCGAUAAUGGAAAGAGCCUAGGCAAUCCUGAUGUAGAUCAUCUCGAUAUCCUGGCACCUCUUUAUCAAUGCUGCAUAAUUCAUAAAACUACAUGGGAUAGAUUGCGAUUAUUCAGCGGUGGAUCUUUAAGCAUUGCAUUGGGCAGACUUACUGCACAUGAAGCUGAAAUAUCGGAUGUCCUUCCUCUAAUCACAGAAGCGCAUUUAAAUGCCAUUGACAGAAGAUUACUUAUCGUCUAUGCUGUGGUGGAGAGUUGUCUGAAGAAAAAGAAAUAUGUUUCCAAUGUGAUCCUGGAUCAUCGGUAGCCCGAAGAUAGUUUUCUUUUUUUUUUUUUUAGAACAAUGCAAAGAAUUUUGACAUAAAUGAAAAUGUUUUUUGAAAAAUUAAUAAUGACAAAGGAAGGAGGAGGGGAGAAUUAGGAAAUUUAACUAAUUUUUAGUUUAACUAAUUAGGAAUUAAAUGGAAUUGAAGAGUUUAAAGAAUAUAAAUAUCCCUUUGUAAAGAAAUUUUAGGAUUUUUAAAAACAAUGUUUUAUCGUGAUAAUUAGGAACAAUACUUACAAUUUUUUAAAUUUGUUCUUCACAGCUUGAUGUGGAAUAUUAUUUAACGAAAGAGAAAAUAUAAUUUCUUCAUUGGAAAUAUUUUCUCAUAGCAUUAUUUUUUCAUACAUCUCUUUCGAGAGAUAAAUGUGGAGAUUGAAAUGAAAAAGAUAAACAGAUUUGAAUGCGAUUUAUUUGAUGACACAGUUAAUUAUCAUUAUUUGGAUAAAGUUUGGAGUGCUGUGUACAGCGUUAUAAAUACGGUACAAACGUAAAAAAACCUGUAAAUGCGAUUGCAUUAUCGUAUGUGUAUUAUUAUACGUUGACAUAGUCUCUUCUCUCUUCUCAUUGGAGAGCACCAUGCCAUCAAUCAUAUACAUUAUAUAUAGUCUUCGUGAAUCUCGCAUUAUUUUCCGCGACAGUAAUUUUUUAAUUAGCAUUAAAAAUACACUUUUAUUUUCCGAAUUUUCUUUUUCUAAAAAAUAUAUAAACCUAAUUUCUAAGAAGUUGCGUGUUAUCUGGAAUAAUAAAUUCGUAAUCCCUGAACUUUAAUAAUUUUAAAAAGAAGUUGAAAGGGAUAAUUAUUAUUUUUUCAGGCAAUAUAUUUUUUAACAAAAUCUUUUAUAUGAACUUUUGAUUCUAAUUAUGUAAGAUUAGAUUUCCCCUUUAUAUAUAUAUAUAUGAAAAAAAAGGAAAGAGUGAUACAUGUUUUUUCUUGCAAGAUAUAAUAAACGAAGAUAAAACAAUGCAGGCAGAUAAAACUGUCGCAGAGAAAUAUCGAGGCCCAUUUGUAUGGGACUUUGAAUCGAAUUUGCAGCAUUCUAGCGUAACCUAUCUCGCUUUAUGUAUCAUAUUUACAACAUUACAUGACCAGAAUUAUUCACGUACCUUACAGGCUAAUUAAAAAUUCCAUUUUUUAAAUAUGUAUAUAUUUAUAUAAUAUAUUUAGAGCGCCAUAUCGUCGUUCAGGUAUAUGAGUAUGUGUGUAUAUAUAUAUAUGUAUAUAUAUAUAUAUAUAUAUAUAUAUAUAUAUAUAUAUACAUAUACAUAUACAUAUAUAUAUAUAUAUAUAUCAACAUUUUUUAAUUAAAUAGAAUUUUCGUAGCAAAGUAUGUAUAAAUAGACUAUCUUUGCACAGACCACGAUCAUUUGCUUCGAAUUCGCUUUUAUUUUAUCUGUUUAGAAGCGAGAAUUUAUUCAUCUUUGAGAUCCGUCCACAUUUAGAUAAUUUUACAUAAAAAAUAUGUAUCGGACGAGAGAGAGAAAUCUCUUAUUCUUUGAGAAUUUCUCGGUUCGAAGCCAUUCUCUUUUUUAUGCUCUACCAUUAAUACUGUAUAUAUCAAACGACGAGAUCGAGACGAGUCGAUUUUAAUUAUAUGCUCGUCAUGAAUGAAAAACUGCGUCCCAUCAAAAUAGAAUUCCACAAACGGCAGCGUAGAAAUUAUUGCAUUGCACUCGCGUAUUUACGCUCCGCAAAAAAUUAGCCAAACUGAAAAAAUUGUGGAUAAGUCUCUCUUUCUACAAAAUCAAAUUUUUGACAUAUGAUAUUAUAACAUUAUUGCUAGAAUUUCAUGAAAUAAAUUGCAAUAAUGCAAUUAAAUUAAAAAUA